CGCACGCGGGACUGUUUGGUUGUUGGGGUUGGACUCGACCAUCGGAGACUCACUCGAGACUCGAGAGUGGUAGACACGGAGAAUCUCGGCGGGUGGGCGGUCGGCGAGGGGCUCCGCUCCCGCCGCCGGCCUUGCUCCGGCAACGAGCACACGCGCCUCCACACGAUCGCCGCCGCUGCGCCGGCCACGAUGUUUCUGUUCAUGCCUACUUUGAUCACUGAUACAGCACAGGCUGUUGCUUAUCAGAUCUGUUCUUCCUCUGUGCCACAUCCCACAUGCAGGCAAAUUGCUCUAUCCCGGUAGUUUACUGAAUGAACAGUGGCGAAUCUGGCAUUAUGCACCUUUGCAAUCGCAACAGAUUUAAGUAAAUCCAUUGGCUGUACCGCCUGUACCUUUACUAUUGCGUUCUAAUUAUGGUUUUGGGGGCUGAUUAGACGUUUAGUUUUUUUCUUAUCUUCCAAAUGGCACGGAAUGGCAUCAGAUUCAAGAAGAGCAGGACGACUUUGGUUUUUUUAAAUCCAUUUUUGAGAACACCAUUUGGUAAAGUUCGAACAGAGGGUUCAGAAAACAAACAAUACUUCUGCCGUGGUUUGGUAGUCCUUCACUUCACUGUCUGCUCGCUAUUCACCAUUCCCUUCUCUACUACUCCUGGACUGCUUUGUUCUCUCGCAGUCCACAGCUCUUCCAUCCCUCCCACUCUCCUCAGCUUAGCUAGCGGAGUAGAGACCAGACAGAUCAAUGGAGUCGGCGGCCGUGAACGCGGCGCGGUGGGUGGUUGGCAAGGCGCUGAGCCCGCUGUCGGGAGGGUUCGUGGAGGCGUGGGCGGCCAGCACGGAGCUCGGGCCAAACGUCGGCGCCAUCAAGAUGGAGCUGCUCUACGCGCAGGGGAUGCUGCACAACACCCGUGGCAGAGAAACCAGCAACCCCGCGCUGCAGCAGCUGCUCCUGGAGCUCCGUGGCCUCGCCUAUGAUGCCGACGACGUGCUCGACGAGCUCGACUACUUCCGCAUCCAGGACGAGCUCGAUGGCACCUACGAGGCCGCCGAUGAGCAUGCCAGCGGCUGUCUCCUUGGCCUUGUGCUCAACGCUCACCACACUGCCAGAAACAUCAAGAGAAGGUACCUCUCUGCCUCUUGCUCGUGCGGUGGUGACGAGGAAGCGAGUCGCCACGCCAACGAAGAGGAGGCUGUUGCUGGCAGCGGCUGCAUGCGCAUCCUCGCUUGCAGUGCUCAGAGCACCAUCCAUCUCGUUGGUAAACACCUUCCAUGCUUCCCUUUUGCACCUGGUCUUGACAAUUGUGAUGACUCCGGUGCCUUGCACAUAUCUACCAUGAAAACACCAAAGCUGAAGUUCGAUAGGGUGGAUCUGUCCACAAGAAUGAAGCACAUCGUCGAACAAUUGAAGCCCGUAUGUGCCAAAGUCUCUACAAUCCUUAAUCUAGAGCUGUUGGAAUCAUGCAUUGCCAUCAGUAUCAAUGCUGAAUUUUCAAGGAAACCAGGGCAAACGCUAGUUCAUCCAAGCAACGUUGCUAUGAAUCGUCCUGUAACUACUUCAGGGAUUAUAGACCCUGAAUUUUAUGGGAGGAAGGGUGAUAGAAGUAGAAUUAUUGAGGACAUUACUCGGGGUGAUUACUGUGACAAGGAUUUGACCGUCAUUCCAAUUGUUGGUCCAGGGGGAAUAGGGAAGACAACUCUCACUCAGCACAUAUACAAGGAAGUACAUAACCAUUUUGAUGUUAAGGUUUGGGUAUGCGUCUCUCUCAAUUUCAAUCUGUAUAGAUUGAAAGAAGAGAUCUCAAAGUGGAUACCUAAACUCAAGGAUGAUGAGAAAUAUGUCGACAUGGAUGAUUCAAUUGAGCAAAGAUUGAAAUCUAAGAAGCUUCUUCUUGUCUUGGAUGAUAUGUGGAAGUGUGAUAAUGAGGAUGAGUGGAAAAAGUUCUUAGCUCCCCUCAGAAAAGCAAUGACAAAGGGAAACAUAAUUCUAGUCACCACUCGAUUUCCAGUGGUUGCAGAAAUGGUGAAAACAUUUGAUCGACCAAUACAAUUGGAAGGGCUAGAACCUGAAGAGUUCUGGGAAUUAUUCCAAGCAUGUGUUUUUGGUGAUGACAAAUCAAUAGAUGAUCAUGCUAACUUACUUGAGACAGGAGAAAAGAUAGUGAAAAAACUUAAGGGCUCUCCUUUGGCAGCAAAAACGGUGGGUAGAUUGCUGAGAAAUCACCUUGAUUUGGAUGAUUGGAUGAGGGUCCUAGAAAGUAAGGAAUGGGAAUCACAAACUAGUGAAAAUGAUAUUAUGCCAGCUUUGAAGCUUAGCUAUGACUAUCUAUCUUUCCAUCUACAACAAUGUUUCACAUAUUGUGCUUUGUUCCCUGAAGAUUACAAGUUUGAUAGUGAGGAGAUGAUUCACUUGUGGAUAGGGCAAGGCAUUUUACAUUCCCAGGAUGAAAACAAAACAAUUGAAGAUAUUGGGUUGAGAUAUUUGAAUGAUUUGGUUAAUUAUGGAUUUUUCAUAAAAGAUGUGAAUGAAGAUGGGUCACCUUACUACACUAUGCAUGACCUACUACAUGAGUUAGCAUUGAAGGUUUCAUCAUAUGAAUAUCUUUCUAUAAGUAAUACUAAAGUAAUGUCUAUGCAAAUUCCGCCAUCUAUACGGCACUUAUCUAUUGUGAUAGAUGACAUGGACGUAAACGACAGAGCAACUUUUGAAAAUAUUAAGAAGGAUUUUGGCACACUAAGUAAGAGGCUUGAUGUCGAAAAGCUACACUCUCUAAUGAUAUUUGGAAAAAACAAUGGAAGCUUUGUCAUUCCUUUUGGUAAUUUGUUAAGUAAAGCAAAAGCCCUCCGUGUCAUCUUGUUGUCUGUAGCAUCUUAUGCUGUGGAGAAUAUGUUGCACAACUUUUCAAAUCUUGUUCAUCUUCGUUACUUAAGGAUUAAUAAGGGAUAUUUUCCUGAACUAAGUCUGUCCAACAUUAUUUCAAGAUUUUAUCACCUGAGGAUCCUUGAUGUGAGACAAUGCAGUGGUCACUUUGGUUUACCAAGAGAUAUGAAUCACCUUGUAAGGAUGCGGCAUUUUCUUGUCCCAAAUGAUAAUCUUCACUCUGAAAUUGCUAGUGUGGGAAAGCUAAAAUGUUUACAAGAGUUAAGGAGAUUUGAAGUUCAAAGACAAGUUGAGGCAUUUGCACUAAGACAGCUGGGGCAGUUGGAAGACCUAAAAGGGUCAUUGGGCAUCUAUAAUCUUGAAAAUGCGCAGGCACCAGAGGAAGCAGAACUUUCAAACAAAAGUCGCUUACACAAGUUGAUAUUAGAUUGUGAUAUUAAACGUUUGACAAAGGAUUCUUUACAAGAAGAGCAUAUCCUUGAAAGUCUUAAACCACAUAGCAAUCUUCGGGAGCUACACAUUAAUGGGCGUGGGGGCACUACUUGCCCUUCAUGGUUGGGUGUUAACUUGUCCAUCAAAGGCUUGCAAACUCUUCGUCUUGAUGGUGUAGACUGGAACAAAUUUCCUCCUCUAGGGAAGUUGUUGUUGAUUAAUGAGCAUGGUGAAGAAUCCCUGGUUUGUACAACAGAGAGGAGCUUUCCGAAUUUAAAAAGGUUAGAGCUUGUUGGCAUACAGAGACUAGCAAAAUGGGUUGGAAAUGAUUCUUGCUUUGUGUUCUCUCUGCUAAAGGUGCUCAUCAUAAGAGAUUGUCCAGAACUCACGGAGUUGCCAUUUUCACAUUCCACAUGCCCUCGAUCGGAGCAAGAGAUGAACUUGACCCAACUCCGUACACUAAAGGAGCUUGAGAUUGUUAAUUGUCCAAAGCUGUCAUCAUUCCCUCCCAUUCCUUGGAGAGGCUCUCCAUGCCGUGCGCUGAUUGAAGGAGUUGGAUUGGAUUUUCAGCAGUUGGAUUACUCAAAAAAUAAGCAAUAUGAAUUAUGCAUGCUAGUCAAGGGAAAGGAUGAACAUCUAGAUGGUGCAUUCUGGAGGAGAUUGGUUUUUGGUAAUCUAACUGAUCUGAAAGAGUUGGAUUUGAAGAAAUGCCCUCCUUUGCCGCUGGAAUACCUCCUAAUGCUAUCAUGUUUGAGGAGACUCACUAUAUCUGACUCAAGCAAUGUCAUGUCACAUCUUGAAUCUGAGAACACUGUCAGCUACCAGUUUCCAAUCGAGAAAUUGGAGAUCUUUGAGUGUGGUUGUAGCGGGAAGGAAUUGACGUUGUUUCUAUCUCAUUUCCCCAAACUCUCCAUGUUUAUUUCAAGGAGAUGUAAUAAGAUAAGAGGGCUUGGUGUGCUGGGGAAGCAGAUGACAACAAUGUUGGCAUCGUCAUCAUCACCUUGUGGUAAUAAGUUGGAGGAUGCUCGUUUCGGACUGGAGCAGCAACAACCAAGAGGAGAGGAUGAGAAAGUGUCAGCUGAAGCAGGACUAUUGCUCUUGCCUCACCAACUUCAGGAGUUGAACAUCAGCGAAAUCCCAGAGCUGAUCCUGCAGAUCCAUUCUCUUGUAGAUGGCAUGGAAGGAGGCUUAAGAGGCAUAGGAGGAGGAUUACAAGGCCUGCACUCCCUACGAGCAUUCUCUAUUUGGGGUUGCCCCACUUUCCUCUCCUCCUACUACUCGACCUCCUUGUCUUGUUUCCCGUUUCCAUCCUCCCUUCAAAAGAUGUAUCUGAGUGAUGUGAGAGGCAUGGAGACUCUUGCUCCCCUCUCAAACCUCAGCUCUCUCACCAGAUUAACCAUAUGGAAAUGUAUGGACUUAAGUGGUGAGGGCUUGUCUUCUCUGCUCGACCAUGGCCAACUCACAGACCUUCGCAUCCAAAUGACCCCCAAAUUCUUCGUCAGGUCUGACCCCUCGCGGCUGCAGCAGCUUCAAACGGAUGACAUUGCAAGGGUCCUUGCACCACCAAUCUGCAGCCUCAUUUCUUCAUCACUCACCAAGCUAACCAUUGGUUUUAAUCAUGAGGUGGAGCGCAUCACCAAGGAGCAGAGUGAGGCCCUUCUGCUCCUCUCCUCCCUCCAGGACCUCGAGUUUUACUCCUGCCGGAAGCUGCAGUCCCUCCCCACUGGGUUACACAGACUCGUCGGCCUCAAGAUAUUAGAGAUCGACUGGUGUCCAGCCAUCUGUUCACUGCCCAAGGGUGGCCUUCCGAGUUCAUUGCAAGAACUAGAUGUCUGUCGUUGUGAGAACGAGGAGCUCAAAAGGCAGUGCCGCAAGCUAAGAGGAACAAUUCCGAUCAUCAAAGAUAGAGAGUACUAAUCCAAGCAGGAGUGAUUUAACUAAUCUCAACAGUUUCAGAAGUACUAUGGCAUCCUUAGCUGGAUAGUUUGCUCCUGCAUUAACUUUCUUUUUUUCAUUAGGUGUAGCCUGCAAGUCCCUAACGAAGGAGUCAAGGAGGCUGCUGGUUACAAGGGACAUUUUCUACACCCUGUCUGACUGGCCAGAAGGGGAUACGGCAAAUGUUCAAAGAAAAAAAAUCAGAUGAUGGCUGCAGAUAUCAUAUCACUCUUCUCUAUCUCUCUUUGUAAAAUGGCCUGUUCUCUGGCUUUCUUUUUUCUCUUCUUUUUUAACUUAUAUAGGAGUAUAUGCUUUAGGAGUUCAGGGAAAAAAGAAGGCAUCCUUUUGCCACUAAACCAGACAGAGUACUGAUUUUGGGGACAGAUGUUUUAUUGUUGCAGAUUACUACCAUUUCUCUAUCGAACUUCUCCCAUAGUUGCAUCGACAUGCCUGUAAAAUUAUUCGCAGACAAAGCUGCAGGGCGGCGUCAUCAAGCAAGUUGAAAUGUGCAAUCUGUAACCAUCUACACGCACGUCAUUCAGACAGUGCAAUGUCGGAAAGGGUUGUGAUGCAUCA
Molecule: messenger RNA, 5817 nt
Organism: Oryza sativa Japonica Group (Japanese rice)
Lineage: Eukaryota; Viridiplantae; Streptophyta; Magnoliopsida; Poales; Poaceae
Product: putative disease resistance protein RGA1
Biological process (GO): defense response to other organism
Molecular function (GO): ADP binding
Source: RefSeq, a predicted model, not a curated record